Messenger RNA from Cydia pomonella (codling moth), 4827 nucleotides. RefSeq lists its product as uncharacterized. Bases 240 to 4703 code for a protein of 1487 amino acids. The transcript has a single exon. Gene Ontology annotation, molecular function: DNA helicase activity. The record is from RefSeq and is a predicted model, not a curated record. Lineage: Eukaryota; Metazoa; Arthropoda; Insecta; Lepidoptera; Tortricidae. Gene Ontology annotation, biological process: telomere maintenance; DNA repair.
GUGUUUACAGUCGCGAAAAGAUCAAUUGAAGCCAAGAGUGAACAGUGAUUACAUAAAUUGAAGUGAUUUGAACAAAUGAAAAAGUAAAAACUAUUUGACUAUUCUAGAGUGUUCUGAUACUAGAAAUUUCGAUUUUCAACGGUAUAUAAACCGAAAGUGAGUAACUUUUCGUUAGUUUUAUCAUUGUAACAACCAAGAUAUUCGUUUUGAUUAAUUUUAUUACUUUUUUUAUAUUUACAAUGCCAAGGCGAAAAAAAGUAUUUACAAAAGCCAAAGUGGUUUCAAAAAGAAGAAAAAUAGCACGUCAAAAUGAAACAGAAGAACAAAAAGAAAAACGUGUUUUAAACAUUCGUAAAGGAGUAAAAAGAAUUAGAGAAAAUUUAACCGAAGAGGAAAGAGCACGUAUUAAUGAAGAAACCAGAUGUCGAGUAAGAUCACUCAGAAAUCGUCAAUCUGCUGAUCAACGUGAACUGGAAAAUACCAAAAAAAAAGAAAGAAUGGCUACUUUACGCCAACGACGAGCUGCUUCAUGUAAAGUUGGAAGUUUAGAACUUCAGGCUUUCCAUUAUGAUUGCAAAAAACAAUACAGUGAACAUCCAAAUAUUGUCAUCGGAAAAAUGGAUACGAUAUGCGAGUAUUGUCAUGCCCGGAAAUUUAAAGGCGAAACUGCUGGUAUAUGCUGCUCGAGUGGUAAAGUCAAUUUACCAGCACUAGAUGUACCACCACCUCAAUUACUCGCAUAUAUGACUGGAGAAACACCAGAUUCCAAUCAUUUUCUACAAAAUAUACGUCGAUACAACUGUUGUUUUCAAAUGACUUCAUUUGGAGCUUCAUUAAUAUGUCAGGAAGAAAAUUUCAGCCCGGUUUUUAAGGUUCAAGGCCAAAUUUAUCACCGAUUAGGCUCUCUUUUGCCGAUGUCUAAUGAAUCUCCAAAAUUUCUUCAAAUAUACUUUGUUGGUAACGAUGAACUUGAAACAGACCAACGUUGCUCUAACUUUCAGGGACUGCAACGAGAUAUUAUUCAAAAAUUACAACGUCUACUUCAUAAUCAUAAUCAACUAAUCAAUGUGUUCAAGACUUCUCUAGACCAAAUGGCUGCAGAUAAUUAUAAGAUCGUCAUUCGAGCAGAUAAAAGACCAGCCGGUCAACACGAACGAAGGUUUAAUGCACCUCAAACGAACGAAGUUGCCGUAGUCAUUGUUGAUAACGAAUGUAGUCGUCGUGAUAUUAUUAUUCAACGUCGAAGUAAUAAAUUGCAACGUAUUGCUGAAACACAUCGUAGUUAUGAUGCGCUACAAUAUCCGCUAAUUUUUUGGCAAGGUGAGGAUGGUUAUCAUUUCAAUAUUCAACAAAUCAAUCCAGCUACAGGUGUCGAAACUAACAAAAAAGUAUCAGCUAUGCAAUUCUAUGCUUAUCGAAUUAUGACUAGAAAUGGUGAAUAUAACCAUAUUUUAAACUGUCGGCAGCUAUUUCAGCAGUUUAUUGUAGACAUGUAUGCUAAAAUUGAAACGGAAAGAUUAUAUUUUAUUCGCCAUAAUCAACGAAAGUUGCGUUCGGAUGAAUACAUCCAUUUGAAAGAUGCAAUGAUAAAUGAUGGAAACGUCGAUAACAUGGGAAAAUUGGUCAUCUUGCCAUCGACAUUCACUGGAAGUCCACGUCACAUGCAUGAAUAUGCUCAAGAUGCAAUAACUUAUGUUAGGAAACACGGCAGACCAGAUUUAUUUAUAACAUUCACAUGUAAUUCUUCAUGGAUGGAAAUCAAAGAAGAAUUACAAUAUGGUCAGACGGCCAGCGAUCGACAUGAUAUUGUUGCCCGAGUUUUCCGUCAAAAACAAAUUAAAUUUAUAGACGCCAUUGUGAAAAAUCAAAUAUUUGGUGUUGUUAUCUGCUGGAUGUUUUCAAUUGAAUGGCAGAAACGAGGAUUGCCACAUUCACACAACUUAAUUUGGCUCCAAAAUAAAAUUCAACCGAAUCAAAUAGAUGAUAUCAUCAAAGCUGAAUUUCCAAACCCGGAAGAAGAUUCUGAUCUUUAUAGUAUAAUCGUAAAAAACAUGGUUCAUGGCCCGUGUGGUGAGCUAAAUAGAAAUUCUCCGUGUAUGAAAGAUGGAAAAUGUACGAAACGUUAUCCAAAGCCAUUUUUGAACGAAACAGUUACAGGCGAAGACGGAUAUCCUAAAUAUAGACGUCGAUCACCAAAACAAGGCGGAUUUACAGCUAAAAUUAAAAUACGAGGUAAUGCAGAAAUUCAAGUUAAUAAUCAAUGGGUAGUACCAUAUAAUCCACUUUUAUCUAAAAUGUUCAAUGCCCAUAUCAAUGUUGAAUACUGCAGUUCUGUUAAAUCUAUAAAAUAUGUAUGCAAAUAUAUUAACAAAGGCAGUGAUAUGGCUGUUUUUACGUUAACCAAUGAAAACCAGCAUGAUGAAAUAGUACAGUAUCAAAUGGGUCGUUACAUUAAUACCAACGAAGCAAUUUGGCGAAUUUUAAGUUUUCCAAUACACGAUCGAGAUCCACCGGUUCAACAUUUAUCCGUCCACCUAGAAAAUGGACAACGUGUGUUUUUUACAACAGAAACAGCACAAAAAGUUGCGACGGAACCACCAACUCGAACAACUUUAACAGCAUUUUUUGAAUUAUGCCAGAAAGACCAAUUUGCUAAGACUUUACUUUACUCAGAAGUACCCAGCUAUUAUACAUGGGAUACAACAAGUAAACAAUUUAAUCCUCGAAAACGUGGAAUGCAAGUAGAAGGACAUGAUGGAGUGUUCAAGAGUAACACAAUAGGACGAGUCUACACAGUGCAUCCAAAAAACGCUGAAUGUUUCUAUCUACGCUUAUUACUUCACACUAUUCGUGGUCCAACGUGUUUUGAAGACCUAAAAACUGUCAAUGGUUACAUUUGUGAGACAUAUCGUGAAGCAUGUCAAAGAUUGGGUCUACUAGAAAACGAUAAUCAUUGGGAGUUAGCUAUGAAUGAAGCAGCCCAAACGGCAACAGCAAGUCAAAUUCGUGAGCUAUUUGCAAUCAUAUUAACUACAUGUAAUCCUUCUAAUCCAAAUCGACUAUGGCUUAAAUAUCGAGAAUAUAUGAGCGAUGACAUCUUGGCUGAUUUACGACAGCAAAAUCCGGACUUAGAAAUUAAUUUUAAUGAAGAAAUUUUUAACAAAGCUUUGAUAUUGAUAGAAGAUAAAUGUUUAGCAAUUUCUAACCAAACGUUAAUACAACUAGGUGUUCAAUCUCCUAAACGAAAUCAUUUGGAUGUUAUGAACAGUGAAUUUUUAAGAGAAACAAAUUAUAAUAUCGACGAAUUGAGGCUUUACAUCCAACACAACAAACCCUUAUUAAUUGAGAGUCAAAAACAAGCUUACGACAUAAUAAUGGAUUAUUAUAAAAAUCAGCGAAGUGGUAUAAUAUUUUUAGACGCACCUGGUGGCACCGGGAAAACAUUUUUGAUAAAUUUAAUUCUAGCUGAAAUCCGUGCAAAUAAAGAAAUCGUUCUCGCCCUAGCAUCAUCUGGAAUAGCGGCAACACUUAUGGAUGGUGGACGAACGGCACAUUCUGGUUUAAAAUUACCAUUAGAUGUAGCUAACUACGAAUUCCCGGUAUGUGACAUCACAAAAUCAUCGGCACGUGGACAAAUAUUAAAACAGUGCAAAGCCAUUAUAUGGGAUGAAAGCACAAUGGCUCAUAGAAAAUCCCUAGAAGCACUAAACAGAACACUUCAAGAUUUACGCGACAACACGAAUAUAAUGGGAGGUGUAUUGUUAAUACUAUCAGGCGAUUUCCGUCAAACGCUACCUGUCAUUCCGAAAUCAACGCCGGCAGAUGAAAUUAACGCUUGCCUGAAGAAGUCGUUCAUAUGGGAACAGGUAAAAAUAAUUAAAUUAACAACAAAUAUGAGAGCACAGAUUUCAGGAGAUGAAAAGGCCCAAGAAUUUGCUGAAAAACUUUUACAAAUAGGAGAGGGCACUUAUCCAAUAGACGAAAAUACUGGCCAAAUCACACUAACUAAUGAGUUAUGUAAUGCUGUUGAAACACCGGAACAACUUAUAAAUGAAGUGUAUCCAAGUAUUGCUGAAAAUUAUACUAAUUCAGAAUGGUUACGGGAGCGCAUUAUUCUAGCCACGAAAAACGACAUUGUCAAUAGCAUCAACAACAUCAUCCAGGAAAUGAUUCCGGGAGAAGAGAAAAUCUACAACUCAAUCGAUACAAUGACUGAUGAACAAGAAAGCGUAAAUUUUCCUUCUGAAUUUUUGAAUUCACUAAAUGUUCCAGGAAUGCCAUUGCACUGCCUUAAAUUGAAAGUUGGUUCACCAAUUAUUCUAUUACGAAAUCUGAACUCGCCAAAAUUGUGUAAUGGUACGAGACUCUGUAUUAAACAGCUACAAAAUAACAUCAUCGAAGCCAGUAUAAUGACUGGUAAAGAAAAAGGACAAAUAGUAUUUAUACCACGAAUACCUUUAAUAUCAAAUGGAUUGCCCUUUACGUUUAAACGUUUACAAUUCCCGGUGAAGUUGGCUUACAGUAUGACCAUCAACAAAGCACAGGGCCAAACAUUCAAAUACUGUGGCGUUGACUUAAAGGAACCAUGCUUUGCACAUGGUCAAUUAUACGUUGCAUGCUCACGAGCAGGAUCACCUCGAAAUUUGUUCAUCUACAGCCCGGGCAAUAAAACAAUAAAUGUAGUCUAUAAGCAAGUAUUAUAGAAAAAUUAAACAAAAUGUAAAUGUAUAAUAUAACGUGUAAUAUGUUAAUGUAUUUAUCAUAUAUGUAGUAUGUAGAAUAUCAUAUGUAAAUAAUUGUGUGAAUAAAACAUAAAUUUUCCAUUUA